AAGAAGAAAGUGGUCGACAAAGGGCUGCUUCAUGUCUGUCAAAGGCUACUCAUUCUCUGUUUUUCUGAGAAGAAAAAAAAAGGCUACUCAUUCUCAAGUGAAAAACAGAGUGGAGAAAAACCAUCUUGAUAUUAUUUCUCAUGUGCAGUCCUCCCUAUAUGUAAUUAUUUAUCAUCUUCAACUGUAAACUCCUCUUAUAAGCUCUCGAAGUAUACAAUUCUUCUGAAGAAAAUAUUCAUGUUUAAUUUUCAAGUUCCCACAUCUAUCUUCUAGUUGAAUAUCAGAUGGUGUAAAUCUUGGGUACCAAUUUCGACUAGUGGACUCACGACUGGAGGUCUCCUAGGACUGGCAAGCAACAAGUCAAAGCAUGGCAUUCUCUUCCUCUCUGGAUGUGAUAUAAUUGGAAGAAAGGGAGCAUAAAAACUUGGUGACUAAAGCUAGAAGGGAGUUUGAACUCUGAAUUUAAAAAUGGAUCAGGCUGUAGUGGAACUCUUGAUUGAAAAUAUCAUUUCAAUCCUUUCAAAUGAAGCAUCUUUGUUAUGGGGGGCUCGUGAUGCAAUUGAAGAUAUCAAAGAUGAGUUAAUAAGCAUGCAAUCAUUCUUAGUAGAUGCUGAUAGAAAGGGAGUAGGGAGGGAAGGAGAGAAAACUUGGGUGGCAAAUGUGAGGGACUGGGCGUAUGAUGUUGAAGACAUUAUUGAUGAGUACAUGUAUCACAUAAAUCACCAACAAAUUGGCGGUCAAUCUUCCUGGAACCUUCACCACACCAUUAACUUUCCAAAAAAUCUCUGGAUGAGACGUCAAACUGCCACCAAGAUACAAAAAAUUAACGAGAAAAUAAAGGGCGCCAUACCAGAGAGGAAGCAAAGAUAUGGUAUUGAUCAUAUAGAGGGAACUAGUUCUAAAGAUAAUCAGAAAUGGGUGGUGCGUCAUGCUGAAUCAUCUCUUUUUUUUAAAGAAGACGAACUUGUUGGGAUUGAAAAGAAAAGGCAAUCGUUAAUGAAAAGGUUGAUGGAUGGAAAACCACAUCUGACUGUCAUUUCGAUAGUUGGGAUGGGAGGUUCAGGCAAGACCAUACUAGCUGCCAACACCUACAAUAAUGAUGAUGUAAAGAAACAUUUCGACUGUUGUGCAUGGAUCACAAUUUCCCAAGCAUACGAAUUAGAAGACGUAUUGAGGAGCUUGAUUAUGGAAUUCCACGAGUCAAGGAAGGAAACAAAUCCAGCAGACUUGAAUUCCAUGAGCUACAGACUCUUAGUAAAAACACUGGUGAGUUAUUUAGAGGAGAAAAGGUAUCUACUUGUCCUAGAUGAUGUUUGGGACACAAAACUCUUGGAUGAAAUAAAGGUAUCACUUCGAGAUAGUUGUCUUGGGAGUAGAAUCAUCCUUACAACUCGAAAAGAAGAUGUAGCUUGCUAUCAUUUGGGAGGUAAACAUCAUAUUCAUCAUAUUCAGUUGCUGCAAAACGAAGAGGCAUGGGAGCUCUUUUGCAAUAAAGCAUUCAUAAAUUGUACCAAUGGAAGUUGUCCACUGGAGCUUAAAUCUUCUGCUAAAGAACUUGUGCGAAAAUGCGAUGGCCUACCUCUUGCAAUUGCGGCUUUGGGUAGUCUUAUGUACUCCAAGAAUAUGUCUGAGUGGAACGAAAUUUACAACAGCUUGAAUUGGAGUCUGAGUAAAAAUCCUAAGCUAGAAGCAGUGAAGAGCAUUUUGUUGCUUAGUUUCAACGAUUUACCAUAUCAAUUGAAGCAUUGUUUCCUAUAUUGCUCUCUUUUCCCAGAAGAUCAUGAGAUUCGAAGAAAGAGGCUCAUAAAGCUAUGGAUGGCAGAAGGAUUUGUAGAACAAGAUAAAAGGUCCAUGCCAGAGGAAGUAGCAGAGAGCUACAUAUUAGAACUCAUAUUUCGAAGCAUGCUUCAAGUUGUAAAAAGGAAUGCAAAUGGAAGGCCAAAGAGAUGUAAACUGCAUGAUAUUCUGCGGGAGCUUGCUCUAUCAAUAUCAGAGAGAGAGAAGAUUGGUGUUGUACAUGUUGGAAGAGAAGAAAUGACAGAAUGUGAAGCACGCCGCCUUUCAAUUCACAAAACUGAUGGAGAAGUCAAAUCAUUUACGAGUACGUCAAAGCUCCGUUCUUUUCUUGUUUUUAACAAGAUGUUGAAAACAUUGCCUCUUGGAAGUAAAAUGUUAAGGGUCCUAGAUUUGGAAGAUGCCCCCAUUGAUGACUUGCCUGAUGAACUAUUCAAAUUAUUUAACUUAAGAUAUUUGAAUUUAAGGGGAACUUUAGUUAAGGAGAUUCCAAAAUCUAUAGGGCGGCUCCGAAACCUUCAAACCUUGGACAUCCGAGACACAAAAGUAGAGAUCCUUCCUUGUGAAAUAGGAGAGUUGCAAAACUUGCGGCAUCUAAUUCUACACCAAUACACUGGAAAUUGGAAUGAUUUCAAAAUUGUUAUUGGGCCGCGAACACCAUCAAAUAUCUGUGGAUUAAAAAAUUUGCAAGUUGUGACAUAUUUAGAAAUAAAAGGUGACUUGUUGAAACAGAUUCGGAGCAUGACUCAGCUUACCGCGAUCGUUCUUUCAAAUGUGAAAGCAGCAGAUGAGAUGGACUUAUGUGAUUCAAUUCAUAACAUGAAGCUUAUGCGCUAUUUGUGUAUCGUGGUUACAAAUGCGGAGGAAACCCUCCGUAUGGAUGCACUUUCAUCUCCUCCUACCAACCUCCAAAAGCUUGCUUUGGUUGGAAAACUAGAAAAGGUGCCACAGUGGUUUCAUUCACUUCAAAGCCUCACAGCUUUGGCUCUGCAUUGGUCGAGACUGGAAGAAGAUUUACUCCCUCACAUUGCUGCUUUGCCCCAUUUGGGACAUCUUGAACUUUCUAAUGCCUAUGUUGGAAAACAGCUAUGUUUCAGUACAGGCUUUCUUAAGCUUACAACAUUUAGUAUUCAUAAUUUCCCUCAAUUGAAUGAGAUAAUAAUAGAAAAGGGGGUGAUGCCAAAUCUGAAAUCCCUAGGGAUUUACAGCUGCAUGGAGUUAAAGACAGUGCCCAAGGGCAUUGAAUACCUUCAAAAUCUCCAAGAACUGUAUUUGAAAUAUGUCUCAAUGGAACUUGAAAAUCGCAUUCGCGAAGUGGAUUCUCCAAAGGUGCAGCACAUACCAGCAAUCUACAUCUCGAAGUAAUUCAAAAUGUUUAACAAAGAAUCAUGCUGGCUAUUGCUUGAUUGCUUGGAGUUUGUUUUAUCUACCAUCUUGGCAUAAAAAAAUAAAAAAAUAAAAUAAAUUCCUUGCAAUAGAUAAUGUUAGUUUCUAGGCCUGACUCAAAAUACUGUUUAUAUAAAUGUAUUUGGAUGUAUUCUGUUUGUGGGUAUGUCAAGCCCACCAUAUGUUUGAGGAAAGUCCUUUGUGGAUGUUGCGUGAUUGGAAGAUACAAGAUUUUGACCUAUGUAACCCCACGACUUUUGCUGGAUUUUUCAUUAUGCGUCUUUCAUGGGUGUUGAUAAUCCUAAGCUUGCAUAUAAUUUAUUGGUCCAUUAUAGUGAGCACACGUUAGCCUGUGAUUUGUUUAUAUAUAAAUCUUUGUGUUGCAAACUUUUAAGUGCAUACUUUGCUACUUAUAUAAUUUGGGAACUAGUCCUCAUGAAAUACAUUGAUUAAUAAUAGCUUCUCCUUUUUAUAUUUUAUUAUUAUUAUUUUGCCUUUGAUAAUAGGAUGUUUUAACUCUUAAGUGCUCACAUUGUUAGUCUGCCACACUGAGGUCAUAGAUUUAUAGUCUAAUUUAAGAUAGGAUGUCUUCGGUAAUUUUUUUUUAGCUUGGCACAUGCUGCCUAUGUCUUUUCAUUGAUUGCCCUUGUACUCGUUUGUACAUACUACUAUCCAUUUGAGAAGCAGCAUAUAAGUUAAGAAAUAAUUUUCUUGAGUUUAUGUACCCUCGUAUUUUCCUCAUAGGUGUUCCCUUCCCAUUUAGGUUGAGACAAUAUUAUUUUGAGGAGAUCAUGUAUGGGAGGGGGACUAGUGCCUUGUUUUUGGGAAGAUACUCUUAAGAGUUAGGUCGUACUUUCUUUUUGCACUGACUCUUAACCAUAGUACCCAAUAGAUGCAAAAACUAAUAGCCAGAAGACGCACAGUCUCUCUCCAUUUCUAUAUCUAUGCAUCAUGCAUGAAAAAGUGGUUGUAUCAAGUUAAGAAAAAAGUUAUCAGUUUCUGUUUUAGACCCUAUGCUCUCAAGUUCGCAAUUCCUAUAUGGAUGAGAUGUGAUUAAGGUUUAUUUAUUUUCUGAUAAGUAUAAUCACAAUUUAAUUAUUUUCCCUUUAUUGAUGCAUCUUUGCCAUUAACCUAUGGUUCUUGAGUCCUAGUUAAAAAUCCUUGACUUAGAUAUAAAUUCUUAAUGAGAUUUCCAAUUUUUCUCUAUUUUUCCAAUUCUUCUUUUGGGUAGCAAAUCUCUUGCUUUUAAUUGUAUUUUUAUUGUAUUCCUCAUUGUUAGGUUGUCAUAAGCUCAUGGAGAGAAAUGAGUGAUCCAAGUCAUAAUUUCCAACUAAUACAUGUUGAACAAUUUUGUUUAUGUCUUCUUUUAUGUGAUUGGAACUGCAACUUGAUACUUUGUGUUACCUAAGUUAGCAAUAUCUAUUUGAAUUUGUUAUCAUACUCUUAGACAUAACUCAUAAGUUACUCUCUGUU
Molecule: messenger RNA, 4653 nt
Organism: Quercus lobata
Lineage: Eukaryota; Viridiplantae; Streptophyta; Magnoliopsida; Fagales; Fagaceae
Product: disease resistance protein RPM1-like
Exons: 4
Coding region: 469-3159 (896 amino acids)
Biological process (GO): defense response to other organism
Molecular function (GO): ADP binding
Source: RefSeq, a predicted model, not a curated record